Hypomesus transpacificus is the source of this 4348-nucleotide messenger RNA. RefSeq names its product RUNX family transcription factor 2b (gene runx2b). Lineage: Eukaryota; Metazoa; Chordata; Actinopteri; Osmeriformes; Osmeridae. Gene Ontology annotation, cellular component: nucleus. Gene Ontology annotation, molecular function: DNA-binding transcription factor activity, RNA polymerase II-specific; ATP binding; RNA polymerase II cis-regulatory region sequence-specific DNA binding. The transcript has 7 exons. Gene Ontology annotation, biological process: hemopoiesis; regulation of cell differentiation; neuron differentiation. The record is from RefSeq and is a predicted model, not a curated record. Bases 728 to 2110 code for a protein of 460 amino acids.
UAUGCUGGUGAGGCCGAGGCUGUCGAGCAGUCUGCCCCCUCUGAAGCCUCCAGACUCCAGGGAGUCAGACCCCCAUCCCCCAGAGAGACUGGAAGAGCUGCCGCACCGUGCGUGGAGGGAAGGAGGGAUUCAGAGAGGAGGAGGGAAAAAAAGAGACCAGCAAAGAAAGCCACAACGGUAGGCUGUCCUACUCAACUUUUGUGCUGUGAUGACGUCAGAGCCAUGUGACCCAGGCUCUCCAGUGACAGCACAUGGAGGGCAGGAAAGAGACAAGUUUUAAAGCUGGUGCUUGUUGGGUUGUGUGAGGGCUCUGCUCGCCUCCCAAACAACCACAGAACCACAGACGUGCGGCUCGGGGUUGUGUGUUUGAGAGCGACCUGGAGCGUAAAUGGUUAAUCGUCGCGGCUCGGCAUCAGUCACAGGGACCGCGCUAAGCGAGUAAGUAAGCUUCAACCACACUCGCAGAGCAAGCUAGCCCAACACCAUCCGAUCCAUCCGCAAAAACGAUAUUUGCCUCAACCUUUUUUUUUUCUCUCGUAAAUCCAGACCUGGUCAUUACUUGUGGUCAUCUGAAUAGUUGAUACAAAAAAGCAGUUCUUGUGGAGGUUUUUUUUUCUCCUUUUUUGCCAUCUUCAUGACAUGGUGCGUGCUCUUGGUUUAGGACGUGUCAAGGGUCACAGAAACCACAGAGGAACAAAAGUGGGUCUCGCUGCGACCAGAGGCAGUUAUGGCAUCUAACAGCCUUUUCAGUACGGUGACACCAUGUCAACAAAACUUCUUCUGGGAUCCCAGUGCCAGUCGGAGGUUCAGUCCACCGUCAAGUAGCCUGCAGCCGGUCCCGGGAAAGAUGAACGAUGUGAGCACACCGACGGGUCAGCCGGACGCUGCAGUGCCAAGACUGCGUCCGCACGAAAACCGCAGCAUGGCCGAAAUCAUCGCUGACCACCCGGCGGAGUUGGUACGGACUGACAGUCCCAAUUUCCUCUGCUCAGUCCUGCCCUCUCACUGGCGCUGCAACAAAACCCUUCCCGUCGCCUUCAAGGUGGUGGCGUUGGGAGAGGUGUCUGAUGGGACCGUCGUCACGGUGAUGGCUGGGAACGACGAGAACUAUUCCGCUGAGCUGCGGAACGCCUCUGGAGUGAUGAAGAACCAGGUCGCCCGCUUCAACGACCUCCGCUUCGUGGGGCGCAGUGGGAGAGGAAAGAGCUUCACCCUGACAAUCACGGUAUUCUCCAACCCGCCACAAGUGGCCACUUACCACCGGGCCAUUAAGGUCACAGUGGAUGGACCACGGGAGCCCAGGAGGCACCGUCAGAAGCUGGAGGAUGCUCCUAAGACCGGCCUGUUCUCUGACCGCCUCAGCGAGCUGGAGAGAAUCCGACAGAGGGUUGCCGUGCCGACACAACCACCCCGGCCGUCCCUCAACCCUGGACCCAACUCCUUCAACCCCCAGGGCCAAACACAGAUACCAGACCCACGCCAGUCCCAGGCUUCUCCACCCUGGUCCUAUGAGCAGACUUACCCCUCCUACCUGAGUCCCAUGGCCUCCCCCUCCGUCCACUCCACUACCCCCCUCUCCGCCAGCCGAGGCACAGGCCUUCCUGCCAUCAGCGACGUGCCCCGACGCCUGCCAGGUACGUCUGACCUGAGUCCGUUCCCAGGUCAGUUUGAGCGCCAGUUUCCCAGCCUCUCCCUGACAGAGAGUCGAUUCUCCAGUCCCAGGAUGCACUACCCCGCCACCUUUACCUACACCCCCCCGGUCACCUCCGCCAUGUCGCUGGGCAGCGCCCACUACCACACCUACCUGCCUCCACCCUACCCCGGCUCCACCCAGAGCCAGAGUGGACCCUUCCAGACUAGCAGCACCCCCUAUCUCUACUACGGAGCCUCCUCCGGCUCGUACCAAUUCUCCAUGGUUCCGGGGGGUGAUCGUUCACCGUCCAGGAUGAUACCACCCUGCACUAGUGCUUCCACAGGCAGCUCCCUGGUUAAUCCUAACCUGCCCAGCCAGACGGAGGGGGGAGUGGAGGGGGAUGGCAGCCACAGUAACUCCCCCACCGUGCUCAACCCUGGAGGUAGGAUGGAUGAGGCCGUCUGGAGGCCCUACUGAAACCAGGGACAACAAGAAGGGGAAAACAUCAACUGAUGUUCUGGUUUUAAAGCACAAAACCUUUUGGGAGAGUUUUGAAUUAUGCAACAAAUUAGCAGAAAGAAAAACUAUCUAUUCCGUUCCUCGGAAAUAAACGUCGAGAUAAAAGAAAACAGACUUGUGUGAACUUGUCUUCCUGGAAUGUGUUUUGACCAAGGCACUACAAAGGGAGUUAUUCUCACAGCAAUAAUGAGAAAGACACAAGACUAUUAUGGUUUACUAGACCCAAGUGGAUAAAACAUUAUUCCAGUUUUAUGAUAAUCCACGAGCAAAUGGAUUGUUCAGAUACUUCUUUUGUAGUGUUUGUAUUUCUAUAAGGCUUUUUGCAGAGCAUGUUUUUGUACUACGACAAUAUAAAGAUGCAGGUCAAGCACUGAGUAGCAAGCGAUGAGAGUGACACUUAUGUUACCUUUGGUGGUAUGAACAGCAAAUUUGCUUUAAAAUGUCUAUACGCUCAUUUUAAAUCAUUUAUUUAAAUUGUAUAUUGUGGGUGAGAGGAUGGUGUGAAUUAAGGAGUUUUUUUAAGGAGUUUUAACUUAUAAAGCCAUAAAUUAUGUAUUGUAUUUGAAACUUGAGUCGUAGAAUUGUAAUCUGAAUAUUUUUGAUGCAUAUGAGUAAGUUAACAUUGAUUUUGAAAGGUAAUUUAAAGAGUGAAAAGUUUAAUUUCUUUACAACCCAAAGACCCUCUUACAAUGUACGUUUUGACGUGAUUUCCAAAGACUAUGACAGCAUAUUUCCUCUGCAAUUACUUUCAAGCUAGAUUUCACCACACCUAGAGCAACUUAUUUGGCUUUGAAUUGACCCAUACAAUACACACAGCAAUUACAUUUAUUGUGUCUGUUGGCAGUUGUCAAUGCCAGUCAAAUUUAAUGUUAUUAAGGAUUUAUUCCAAAUCAAGAAAACAAUUAUUUGGUCAGGUUUAAUCUAUUUUAAUUGUUUUUUCUGUAGAGUGAAAAUAUAGUUUUUUUGGCAGUCACAGGGAGAAACCAAAUGGAUAGAUUGGUGGGACCAGUUAGAAUGGAUUCCUUCACAGUCUCAGAUUAUGACUUGAGAUCCUCAACAGUGUGCCAUGUUAGGAGAAGCACAGCCUGGAGUGCUGCAGUGGAGCAGGUCAGAGGGUGACUGUGUUAUGCACACAGUACAGUGAUGCCUGGACUUCCACUUCAGUGAGUUGGAGUCCUACGUCUUCCUGGAGUCACUUCCUCAUGUCCUUCUCUCUUUCAGGUGUAACAGCUUAAGGCUUUAGUCCGAUAUUACGUUUAUACAUGAUCCCUGAGACCCUUGCUGUUUCAACAUUACGUGCGAGAGAUGACUUUCUAAAAGUUUGUCAAAGUGUGUAACACUUAUGAGCACCAAAUCAAGACCCUUUUCAUUAUUUUUGUAUUUCUUAAUUUCAUCUUUUCACAGUUGUGAUGUCGAAUUAACCUCUGUUGAAAAACAGUUUGGACCAAAUAUCUUCUGCCCAUUGAUUUCACUUUUUAUUUUAUUUGUCUGCUUCGGUGUCAUGUUUUACAAAAUGGGGUUAAAUCAUAUUACUGCCCAGUAUUACAGACUCUAUGUUGGAUCGACUCUAGAGAAACGACACUAUACACAGUGUAACAGAAGAGAAAUGGAGAUGUUUACAGUUUGCAAUUACAAGUGUUUUGAGAUUUGAGAAUGCAAAAAAUGUAGAACUGAAAAAUGCUUCCUACGUGGUGAUUGGAUGCAGCUGCUGACAGCAAACUGGAAACAAACAGGAUGGGAGAGUUCGUUUGCAUGUUUCUAUCAUAAAGCACUUACUUCUGGACUUAUUUUUACCAGCACUUGCGGGAGUCUGCCAGAAGGUUAGUGGGUUUGGUUCUCUCUACCAGUGUAACACCACUGGAGUCACACACAAUGGAUAACACUUGGCUAAACAUGCCAUUUAUAUUGGAGUUGAAUUUGAUCUCAAAAGGCAGUCAGUAUUUAUUUUAAAAAUACUAUUUUUCCUCUUGCAAGAUGUAUUUUUCAGUGGAUGUUGGCAAUACAAGAAUAUUGAGAAAAACACUGCGAUUUCCAAAGUUCCAAAUCCAUCCUUCUCCAUUAGAGGUUUGCACACAGUGUCUUGGUCCCAGUCUGUGUUGUGGAUCACCUGAACUCUUUUGAUGUCACCAGAUAUCAAGGCUCUGGUUUUGGCUUUCGGCCAAGUGAGCGUAAACAGUGUUGAGUCUUUAAAACACA